This is a messenger RNA of Thermochaetoides thermophila DSM 1495, 3000 nucleotides long. RefSeq lists its product as uncharacterized. Gene Ontology annotation, cellular component: endosome; HOPS complex. Gene Ontology annotation, molecular function: protein binding; protein-macromolecule adaptor activity. Bases 1 to 3000 code for a protein of 999 amino acids. The record is from RefSeq and is a predicted model, not a curated record. The transcript has 6 exons. Lineage: Eukaryota; Fungi; Ascomycota; Sordariomycetes; Sordariales; Chaetomiaceae. Gene Ontology annotation, biological process: vesicle-mediated transport; endosome organization; vacuole organization.
AUGGCGCUAACGUGGAGGUCCUUCGACUUCUUCGAUGCAACCCAGGUCAAAAUCACCGACGAUGACACACGCACGUUUUUUGAGAGCAAUGAGAUAUCAUCGGCAUGUUCUGGGUCUGACAAUUUGUUCUUGGGCGGUUAUGACGGUCAAGUGCGCAUCGUCGGCUCCAGUUGGAAGGUUGUUCGCAGCUUUCCUGCCUACGACAGCGGGCCUAUCACCCACAUGUGCCAGAUCGAGGGAACAAGCCUCCUAGUCACAGUGGCUGAAGAACCGGGCAUAACAGGGGAUUCAGUCAACCAACCGGUACUCAAAGUAUGGGCACUCGACAAGCCUGUCAAGAUCAAGAACAUCGACAUACCAACAUGCCUAAGCACUGUGGUGAUUAACAAUGGCAAGAAGCCGUUCCCAAUAUCUGCUAUUGCGGCCACCGAAGACCUGGCACAGAUUGCUGUAGGCUUUGCUAAUGGCGCAGUCACCCUCAUUCGUGGUGAUCUGAUUAACGACCGCGGCACACGACAGCGCACUAUUUUCGAGUCAGACGAACCCAUCACUGGGGUCGAGCUCCAUGUCGAGGGAGUGCUGACCACCUUAUUUGUUGCCACAACAUCGCGCAUAUUGAAGCUGAUUAUCUCGGGAAAGGGUCAAAGCCAACAGCCCAAGACAGUCGAGGACGCGGGCUGCGGCGUAGGCUGCAUGGCGGUGGACAAGCGGGCGGGUCGGAUAAUUGUGGCCAGAGAGGAUGCUAUCUACUGGUACACAUUAGACGGGAGAGGGCCACCGACAGCGUACGAAGGUCAGAAGAAGCUGAUUGCAGUCUACCAGGAUUACAUUGCCUUGGUGUCGCCGCCUACACCAACAGGGGAUACUGAUGUUAUACGAAGGAGAUUUUGGGGUGCUGGUGCUGAUAACAUCUACACCUUUACCUUGAUCCAUCCUGACCUGAGAAUCAUUGCUCACAGCGAAACCGUCUUGUCAGAUGUGAAGCACAUCUUCCAGUUGUGGGGUGACCUGUAUAUUCUCACUCAAGACGGCAAGGUACUCCGAUACCAUGAAAAGCCUUUGCAGAAGCGACUUGACAUGCUGUAUCAGCGCAACCUUUAUACUCUUGCCGUUGACCUCGCCCAGAGAUGUGGGAUGGAAGCACAACAGCAGAACAUCAUAUUCCGCAAAUAUGGAGACUAUCUCUAUCAGAAGGGGAAUUACGAUGAAGCUAUGACCCAGUAUAUCAAAGCGAUCGACAGCACAGAGCCAUCCCAGGUCAUCCGGAAGUUCCUUGACACACAAAGGAUACACAACCUCAUUGAAUACUUAGAAGAACUCCACGAGCGCCACAAAGCGACAUCUGACCAUACCACUCUACUUUUGAACUGUUAUGCAAAACUCAAGGAUAUCGACAAGUUAGAAAACUUCAUCAAGUCUCCGGGCGAUCUGAAAUUCGAUCUAGACACGGCCAUCUCUAUGUGUCGGCAGGGUGGCUACCAUGAACAGGCAGCCUACCUAGCGAAGAAGCACAAUGAGCAUAAUCUGGUCGUGGACAUUCUCAUUGAGGACUCCAAGUCAUACGAGCAAGCGCUGGACUACAUAUGGCAUCUAGACCCGGAAGCGGCUUAUUCCUCGCUCAUGAAGUAUGCUCGUGUUCUCAUCGAGCACUGUCCAAAAGAUGCUACACAGCUAUUCAUCGACUACUACACAGGCAAGUACAGGCCAAAAGUCGAUGUUCAAGCGACAAUUGGUACUUUCCCUGUCACCAAUGGGGGAUUUGUUACCGGCGCCGCCACUGCCGUCCAGAGCCUUGGUCACCUGUUACCUCUACCAUACAUGUCAGGAGCAUCAGGACAACAGCAAACACAGGCCAAGUCAGCAGCUGAUGAUGCCACGGCAAAACAAGAGGUACCUGCGCCCAAGUAUUUCCCACCUCGCCCUCGAACAGCCUUUUCCUCGUUUAUAGACCACCCCGACGAGUUCAUCGUUUUCCUCGAGGCUUGCCUGAAAGACGACAAUGUCUUGCCCGAGGAUAAGAAGGACAUUUGCACCACCCUCUUUGAGAUGUACUUGCACAAGGCCAACGAAAAGAACAAGGGCGAGCAACACCGCGAGGAAUGGGAAGCGCGCGCCAAAGCCCUGAUCGAAAACAACAAGACUGCAGCCGCUACAUCAACCAAGGACAUCAAGCCAGCCAUCGAAAGCUCCAACGUCCUUCUCCUCUCUCACCUUUCCUCCUUCCCCGCGGGCACCACCCUCGUUAAGGAACAAUCAGGCCUUCUCUUCGACAUCUUCCGUUCCUAUACCUCCGCGCGGGACACACGUGGUGCUCUCAAAGCCCUGCACAAAUACGGCCCACAAGAGCCCCAGCUCUACCCGGCUGCUCUUGCCUACCUUACCUCUUCGCCACAGAUACUUGCUGAGGCAGGAGAUGACGAGAUCGCAGCCAUCCUGGACCGCAUCGAUCGCGACGGGUUGAUGGCGCCGCUCCAGGUAGUACAGACCCUUGCGCAGGGCGGUGUGGCUACUAUGGGUAUGCUGAAGCCGUACCUGCGAAGGAGGGUCGAGCGGGAAAGAAAGGAGGCGGCAGAGAAUCGACGGGUGGCGGGUCAGUUCAAAGAGGAAACUGAGCUGAGAAGAAAGGAGAUGUUGGAUUUGCAGACGAAGCCGGCUAUUUUCCAAGCAGUGCGGUGUGCUCAGUGCGGAGGAGGCUUGGAGUUGCCUGUGGUGCACUUUUUGUGCAAGCACUCGUUUCAUAGGCGGUGUUUGUCCUCGUCUAGUACGGCGGCCGCCGAGGAGUACCAGUGGGGAGCUAGUGAGGAAGACGAGACCCGGGUCGGGGAGUGUCCGGUUUGUGCAAGAGAUAAUGCCACGAUUCGGGCGCUCAAGAAGAGCCAGGAGGAGAACGCGACCAGGCAUGAACUGUUCAAGGAUGAUCUGGAGAGGAGCGAGGACCGGUUCAAGACCGUCGCUGAGUGGUUUGGACGUGGGGUGAUGUCAGUCUCGGGUGGGGAUUGA